AUGGCGACUUCAAUGCAGUUUGGUCCCGAGUGGAUGCGCAAAGGUCCCAAUAGCAAAUCUGGCGGCAAGGAAAAUCCAGCCUCGACCACACCUUCAGCUGCCACGAGCCCAGGCACCGGCCCUGUCGCUGGCAAUGCUGCUCCGGCCAACGGCAGCGGAAAGCGGAACGGCGGGUCUGGCGGUCUUGGAAACCUGUCUGGUCCCGCGCCGGUUGCAAGCCCUGCGGUGAGCAGCCCAGGCGCAUUCUCAUUCGCAGCAGCAGCAGCUGCGGCAACUUCGCAAGCUUCGGAAAGAAACAGCACGCAACCUUCCGCUCAGCAUGGUUCUGCGACUGGCGGCGACAGCGACGCCUCUACGGCUCUGCUCAACGGUGGCUCCGCAGGCCUCGCAAAGGACAAGGUGACGCGCGAGAAGCUGCUUAGCUUGUACAGCUCCGAUCGCUCAGGCAAAGUGCUUAGCUCAGAGCCCUCACCUGUGGAAGCACUUCCACCUGGUGGCGGCGCCGGUCCCGAACGCUCUACCAGCACGUCGCGGAGAAAGGGAGGUUCCGAUCGCCGCCCUUCCGCUUUCACCGAGUUCGGUGCUGUCGGUGCUGGACCUCUCUCGCCUGGCCUGCCUAGCAGCGAGCCCCGCGGACUCAAUGCACGCUCCGCCUCGGGUAGCUCCUCAGGAGGCUUCGGAUCUGCCGGCACAUCCAAUUGGGACAAGGCGGAAAAAGAGCGCCCUGGUCUCUUCCAGCGGGCUUCUAAUGGUACUCUGACUGGCGUCAUUGCUACCUCUGGGUCUAGGCCUCUCUCGCCUUCGGUCUCUCGUGAUCGCUUCAGUGGCAUUCAAGGUGGAGUUCUCUCCGGCGUAGCUCCUCCUGCGCGCAAGAGGAUGGACAGCAGCGAUGGCGCUACCAUCACUGUCGAGCCUCUUCGUCCUGGUCGCUCGCUCAGAGGCAGUCAGGAAGAGAUGAAUGCCUCGCUGACGACAAAUGGCACCGCCGCCACCGGUUCCUGGGGACGGUCCACCCAGCCUUCAAUGGCAGUUGGCAAUGGAUCGGGAGCAGGAGUUUUGGGUGCGUUCUCGGAUGCCUUCAGCUCGAAUCGUGUACGAGGUCGGAAUGCUUCGGCUGCGAACGACCAGUCGACAGGCGCUGCCUCUGCUGCACAAUUGCUAGAGCCCUCGCAGCCUUCGCAACCCAUCGUGCCCAGUGGGAAUCCCGAGGGACUCAGCAUUUCCGCCCGCUUCGCCCGUCACAAAGACCGUUUGCCUGGCGAGGGACCUAUCGGCCCUCCUUCCGACGGCAGCAUUGGCUUUGGCAAGUCGGCUGGUUUUGACAGAAGGAGAGAGCGUCAAAGCAGUCAGGCUAGAACCCUGCAGUCGCAAGCCUUUAAAAUUGAUACCGCUACGGGCAAUACUCACCCAGCGGCUGCCGAUGCAAACUCGUCCGAAAAGACCAUGGCUCGAUUGCACGAUUCAACUAGCCAAGACGUGCCGACAGGCCAACAUGGACUGGGCAGCGACGAUCCCGACCUUGCCCAGCACGCCUCUGCCGUCCUUGGAUCGCUCAAACUCGACGAAGACGACAGCCCGGGCCUACCAAGCGCCUCUGCUCUUGCUCAAGAUCAACAUCCAACCACUUCGGACCGUCGCGACACCAACGCGGACGACUUCCUUCGAGGACGCGAUCACUUCGAACAGGCUCAUCAGCAACUUCCCAACCACGCACCUCAAACGACCAUGCAGUCGUCUUCUUGGUCUCCCGAGUCGUCCAUGUGGCUCUACAGGGACAUGGCAGGCAACGUGCAAGGCCCCUUUAGCAGUGUCAUGAUGCAGGAUUGGUACUCGCAACAGUACUUUGCCGAUGAUCUGCUCAUCAAGCGUCAGGAGGAUGCCGACUUCAGACCUCUUCUGCAGAUCGUAGCUGUCAUUGGUAAUGCUCUCCAGCCUUUCCUCAUUCCGCCUUCCAACUGGCUUACCAGCCCGGCACCGCCGAGGUCCACGUACGCCAACAACUUGGGCAGCGCUGACAGCAUGCUUGGUGCAGACCAGAGCCGCUUCAGCGAUGCCUUCGAUUCAAACAGAGCUUGGCCAGGUCAAGGAGGCAGUCAACAGCAGCAGCAGCAGCAGCAACAACAACAACAUCAUCAACAGCAGCAACAACAACAACAACAACAACAACAACAACAACAACAACAACAACAACAACAACAACAACAACAACAACAACAACAACAACAACAACAACAACAACAACAACAACAACAACAACAACAACAACAACAACAACAACUGCAACUACAACUGCAACAACAUCAGCAGCAGCAACAGCAGCAGCAGCCUCAGCAACAAGGGUGGCCGACUCCCUUGGCCUUGGGUGGUAUAGGAAACGUUGGUCCCUCGCCCGCUUCGCCCUUCGGACGACCUGAUCUCUUCUCGGCUGGACAGUCGGGUCUGCGCAACCGGGAUGGCCUCAUGUCGAUCCUCCGCGAACGCGAACUGCAGGAGCAGCGUCAAGCUGCAGCUGCUGCGGCCUCGGCUUCGCGCGGCCCCGGAGGUAUGCAUCUCGGCCAACUUGACAGCUUUAGUGCGGGUCUUGGAAGGUCCGGAUGGGGCAACGAGUCGGCCAUGUCGCCGUCUCACUGGGGCGGCAUCGGUCACGGAGGUCUCGGUCAGUUCGGCGAUGUUGGUCUCAGCGGACAUCAGAGCCCGCUCGUCGGUGACCGACCCCCCGUCUUUGACAGCUUUGGUAACCAGUCGAGGGAGAACUUUGACCAGGCCGGCAGCCCUUGGUCGAACAAGGCGUCGCUCGCACCUCGAUCGCAGUUGGAUUCGAUGCGACCCAUGCAGCAGGGGCAGUGGGGUGAGCCGUCGGCUCCGUGGAACUACUCUGCAACCACACCGGAUCUGACCAACCGCCAGAUGGAUUUCAGCGAAGCCAUCCUGCGCAACGAAGCCACCAAGGCCGCCGACCCCAUCGGAACGCCUCGACGCGAACGAUCACCUGCACCUCAGCACGACCUCGCCUCUUCGGCCAAUCAGCAGGCUCUCGAGCACAAGGAGCAGCUGCACAAGUCGUUUGAAAAUGCAUUUCCUGCUCCUACGCAAGUCGAGCAGGCUCCCUUUGAUGCGCAACCCGCUGCAUCGACUGCUGUUAAGGCUCGAACCGCCGGUAGCGUCGACGAAAACUCUGUUGCGGCAGAAAAGGCAGAGGUCACUGCAGGAGCAGCCAAGACAAGUCCGUCGCAGAAAAGAAUGGGUAAGAAGGACGCCCAGAAGGCGGCGCCCGCCACCAGCGCUACUCAGGAGGCGAAUCUUGCCACUGCUAACACGGCUGAGACUAUCAUCCCUCCUCCCGAAGCUUUUUCCACGGCCGAGCCGCGACCGGAAGAGCUCUGGCCCCAGUCUCCCAAGGCGGUCGAGUUUGCUUCGGAGCCCGAGCUCUCCGGCAUGCCUGCUCUGACGCUUCCUUCCAACAAGUCGGCCAAGGAUGCCAAGCGCGAGCCACGUUCCGCCCUGCAGCGACAGGCCUCCGACGUGUCACGCGUUGUUCCUGGCAGCGGUGAACCUACCGGCCGAGCUGCUGUUUCCGCUGUUCGUUCUGCUGGAGCCGGUAACGUGCGUGUUGUCUCUCAGGAGCAGUUCAAACGAGGCACCAAUGGCGACAACGCCUCUACUGCCACACAGGCCCCCCUCUCGGACUGGCUCAACGAUGGCUCGGCCGCAGAAUCGCCCGCGCCCGCCAGAAGUUGA
Molecule: messenger RNA, 3738 nt
Organism: Sporisorium graminicola
Lineage: Eukaryota; Fungi; Basidiomycota; Ustilaginomycetes; Ustilaginales; Ustilaginaceae
Exons: 2
Coding region: 1-3738 (1245 amino acids)
Molecular function (GO): protein binding
Source: RefSeq, a predicted model, not a curated record